Molecule: messenger RNA, 2349 nt
Organism: Chenopodium quinoa (quinoa)
Lineage: Eukaryota; Viridiplantae; Streptophyta; Magnoliopsida; Caryophyllales; Amaranthaceae
Product: probable inactive purple acid phosphatase 1
Exons: 13
Coding region: 123-1961 (612 amino acids)
Molecular function (GO): metal ion binding; acid phosphatase activity
Source: RefSeq, a predicted model, not a curated record
AUUAUUAUUAUUAUUAUCCACUUUCUUCAACUCAUUAACUAAAUCAUUAGAGUAUUCCGUACUUCUCUCUUUUUUCUCCACUUGAUCAAAUAGAUACGCCCUUCUCACAGGUUUUAAAGGAGAUGAGAGGCCUAUUGCUUACUUCAUACGUGGCCAUUUUGGUUGCUUCAAUCCUUCAAUGUGCUGUGUCCCAUGGGGUUCAACCCCUGUCAAAGAUUGCUAUUCACAAAGCAGAAGUUGCUCUCCAUGACAAAUCUUUUGUUCAAGUUUCUCCUUCGUUGCUUGGAUUAGGGGGAACAAAUAGAGAAUGGGUUACUGUAGAAUUCAGCUACCCCAAUCCUACAGUAGAUGAUUGGAUAGGAGUCUUUUCUCCUGCCGAUUUCAGCUCGUCUACAUGCUUGGCAGAUAAUCCUAGAGUUUACCCUCCUCUUCUGUGCACUGCUCCAAUAAAGUAUCAAUUUGCAAAUUUCUCGAAUCCUAAGUAUGUGCAAACAGGACGUGGAUCUCUGAAGCUGCACUUGAUCAAUCAGAGAGCAGAUUUUUCAUUUGCACUAUUUACUGGUGGACUGCUCAGUCCAAAGCUGGUUGCCGUCUCAAAUGUAGUUGCUUUUGCAAACCCUAAAGCACCUGUAUACCCACGCCUGGCUCAAGGAAAAUCUUGGGACGAGAUGACAGUUACUUGGACUAGUGGAUACGGAAUUGAUGAAGCGAUUCCUGUUGUUGAAUGGGGUUUGCAAGGAGAGAAAAAAACUAUAUCCCCAGCUGGCACAUUAACCUUUGAUCGCAGAAGCAUGUGUGGUGCACCAGCCAGUACUGUAGGAUGGCGUGAUCCUGGCUAUAUACACACUGGUUUCAUGAAGGAGCUGUGGCCCAACUUAGUGUACACAUAUAGGGUUGGACAUAGAUUGCAUGAUGGAACGUAUGUAUGGAAUGUUCGUUAUCACUUUAGAGCAUCUCCUUAUCCAGGUCAAGAUUCUGUUCAGAAAGUUGUCAUCUUUGGAGAUAUGGGAAAGGAUGAACUGGAUGCCUCCAAUGAAUACAACAAUUACCAGCGCGGUUCUCUAAAUACUACUGCACAACUCAUCAGUGAUCUGAAGAACAUUGACAUUGUCUUCCACAUAGGAGAUAUAUGCUAUGCUAAUGGUUAUCUGUCUCAGUGGGAUCAAUUUACUGCUCAAGUUGAGCCCAUUGCCUCAGCUGUUCCAUAUAUGAUUGCUAGUGGAAAUCAUGAGAGAGACUGGCCAGGGACAGGUUCCUUCUACCAGAAUACAGAUUCAGGGGGAGAAUGUGGUGUGUUAGCUCAGAAUAUGUUCUAUACUCCUGCUGAAAACAGGGAAAAGUUCUGGUAUUCCACCGAUUAUGGCAUGUUCAGAUUUUGUAUUGCUGAUACAGAACAUGAUUGGCGAGAGGGAACAGAACAAUAUAAGUUCAUUGAACACUGUCUAGCAUCUGCAGAUAGACAAAAGCAACCAUGGCUUAUUUUUCUUGCACAUCGUGUGUUGGGUUAUUCUUCAGGCGAUUUUUACGCUGAAGAAGGCUCAUUUGAGGAGCCCAUGGGCAGAGAGAGCCUUCAAAAGUUGUGGCAAAAAUACAAGGUUGAUAUUGCUGUUUAUGGUCAUGUACAUAACUACGAGAGAACAUGCCCUAUCUACCAGAACACUUGUACCAACCAAGAAAAGAACGAUUACAAGGGUACCUUGGGUGGAACAAUACAUGUAGUUGCAGGUGGUGGAGGAGCGAGUCUUGCAGAAUUUUCAACCCUCAAGCCAAAUUGGAGUAUAUUUAGAGACGAAGAUUAUGGAUUUGUUAAAAUGAUGGCAUUCAAUCACUCUAGCUUGUUGUUUGAGUAUAAGCGGAGCAGUGAUGGGAAAGUUUAUGACUCAUUCACAAUAUCAAGGGAUUACCGGGAUAUCUUGGCUUGCUCUGUGGACAGUUGCCCGGCAACAACCAUGGCAUCUUAGUAAACCUUGUAAGGGAUCAUGUUUGUUGAAGCACGGUGCCAAUUUCAAAUUUAGACAAUAGGUCUCCCUUCUCGCUAUCCCUGCUGUAUAGAUGCGUGAUCGAUUAUAUUAUUUCAGUCAAUUAUAGAUCAAUCUAGUGAUAAGCCAGUUUGGCAAAAUCGCAACGACCACUUAUACCAAUCAAGCUUCCUGAGCAAGAACCUUCUGCCUUUCAGCCUUUUAUGUAGAUAAUUAUAUGAUAGGCUGGAAGUAGAUGGGCAAGCUAUUUCAUUCACACUACAUAAUAUGCUUUGCAUUGAAUAUGUCCUCAAUAAUGGCCUAAUUAGCACUUGUAUAUUAUGUUACUUUUUAAUUUUUAUGCACAAGGCAAGUUGGUUGUACAUGUCGU